Messenger RNA from Colletotrichum tamarilloi, 1785 nucleotides. RefSeq lists its product as uncharacterized. The annotation marks the transcript as partial. The record is from RefSeq and is a predicted model, not a curated record. Lineage: Eukaryota; Fungi; Ascomycota; Sordariomycetes; Glomerellales; Glomerellaceae. The transcript has 4 exons.
CUCGCCAGUCCACCCCCCUUCGAAGCUGCGUACGCACACUCAAGACCUGUCAUCAACGAGGAGAAAGGUCAGCGUUGGCCGAAAAACCAAGGGGAGGAGAAGGAGGGCCAGGCCAAAAGAAUUCGAAAGGGCCCGUCGGACCUCCCCUUCAUCGCGAGCGGUACCAAGCCAGUCGCAUGCUCCUCCCCCGCCGUCUCCAUGACGAAAGAUAAAAAGCUCGGCCGGAUGUCCACGACACCGGCGGAGAAGCGCCGCUCCUUCAUCCCAGGCGGCAGCAGCAGUAGCAACAACAAGGAACACACCAGCGGUGGCGGAAGCAGCAGCGCCUCGAAUAGUAACGCUGCCGGCGGACCCUCGUCGUCCUCGGCCAAGCCGCCAACCUCGUCGUCCCAGCACGGCGGAGGCGGGUCGUCAAACGCCCACCACGUCCUGCACACCUCGAACCCGCGCACCAGCACCGCGAACAUCAUCGCCCCGCCUCCCCGCGCUCACCACGGCCCCGCGAACUCCUCCUCCGCGAGCCCGAACCCCGAGGACGGUGUCACAGCGGCCACGGCUUCGAGCAGCAGCAAAGAUGCUAAGGACAAGGACUCAAGACACAAGGAAGCCUCUGGCGGGGGCAACAACAGCAACGCUGCUGGCACCGCAGGCACCACCAGCCACGGCCACGGGGGCAUCUCCUCCUCGGCCCAGAUCAAAGAUAAGGACGCGCGCAUAGCGCACCUGGAGCGCGAGCUCGAAAUCAUGGAACGCGAGUUCACCAAGGAGCUGGACAAGCUCUCGCAAAACGAGAGCGAGACGGCUGUCUUCUGGCAGGCGAAGCACAGCGACGUCAACCAGCAGUUCCUUCGCGCCGACGCCGACCUGCGGCUCCUCAGGCAAGAGUCCGAGGCCCGGGACGCCGACCGCGACGCCCUGCGGCGCGAGGUGGGCGAGCUGCGGGUGCAGGUGCGCGGGCUCAAGGAGUUUGUGAGCACGAGCACGCGGACGAGCGGGCAGACUUCUGAUGAGGUGUUUUGCGAUGGCAUGGCGAGGUUGAGUAACGGGUUGCAGAAUUGGGUUAUUGUCAACUUUCGGAGGGCAAAGUUGGACUUUGCUGCAGCUAGCGACGACGUGCUCGAGGAGCUCGGCCAGCUGGUACCCAUGUACGCCGACCUCGAGCCCUCGGCAAAGGUUCACAUGCUGCAGUCAGUCGUCUCGCGCGUGCUCGUCGAGACAAUCUUCAACUCGUACUUCUUCGGCCUCCCCAAGGAGCAGGCCGAGCAGCUCAAGGCCGUGGAGCAGACCCUCUCAGGCUAUGUCGACUCGCUAGAAGCAAUCAACAACUGGCGCUCCACGACACUCGCCCUCCUCCAGCGUGAAGCGGACUCCAAAAUGCAAGCCGAGACGUUGGCAGCAACGGACCGCGUCAUCGCCCGCGUAAACCGCAUCCUCGACGCUGUCACGGACGCAGUCCCGGCCCCACCAGCCACGGGAGAGACCACGAACCCCCGCGACGCCGGUCUCCGCGCCCUAGUCGGCAGCGCCGCGGACCUCGCGCGGCAGCUCGCCGUGCAAAAGGCUGUCUUCCGGGUCCACAUGCCCGACAUUGUCCCGCAUCAGCAGACGAGGUUCGACGCCGCCACCAUGGAGGAUAUCGGCGGUGAGGAUGAGGAGGCGCUGUCGCAGCGCGAUAUCGCGUGCGUCACGUUCCCCGGCAUCAUUAAGCGCGGGGACGAGAACGGGGGCCACAUGCAGUAUCAGAAUGUCAUUGCCAAGGCCAGGGUGAUAUGUAGUCCCGAAUAA